This is a messenger RNA of Chenopodium quinoa (quinoa), 3919 nucleotides long. RefSeq names its product serine/threonine-protein phosphatase 7 long form homolog. The transcript has 3 exons. Lineage: Eukaryota; Viridiplantae; Streptophyta; Magnoliopsida; Caryophyllales; Amaranthaceae. The record is from RefSeq and is a predicted model, not a curated record. The coding region runs from base 2141 to 3094 and encodes 317 amino acids. Gene Ontology annotation, biological process: meristem development; meristem maintenance.
CUUCCCAAAAGAAACCUGAAGAUAGAGAGAAGUGAGUGAAGGAACCAAGGUAAUGGCGGAAGUUCUAGUUAGAUCUGGUUCGAAAUUGGAUUAUUCCUAGCAUUUUGUAAGUUAAUUGUAUAGAUAGUGUAAGCCAAUUGAAACCAAAGGAUAGAUCGAAGAUAGCGAAGAACGAAAUUAAUGGCGACAUUCCUUCAGCAGUUCGUAGGUGGCAACCUUCAUCCCGUUGUGUAAUUUUUGUAAUCGAGUACUCCCAGAUCAAUUUUGCUUUAGUUUCGGCCCGAAUCUUAGGUAUGCCGCUCGAUUUUAAGUUUUGAUUGUCUUGAAUUCGCUGCUGUUAGAUUGCUGUGAAAUUGUCAAUUGUUUUGUUGAUUGAUUGUUGUGAAUUCCUCAAAGUGUAGAAGAACCAUUGAAGUCCAAACGCGCAUUCUAGAGUUUGGAAGAAGAUAAAGGCGAUAACGUUGUUAGAAAUUGUCGUUAACGUUCGUAUUUCCCAGAACGGACUCCAUCAAACGGGACUCUAUAGUAAAUGAUUGUUAUUACCCGAAGAUGGCGUAAUAUUGACGUCAGUUAAUUGCUGCGUUUUAAGGACGCUGCGUUUUUGCAUCUUAAACUAUAAAACUCUCUCCCUCUCGCGCUUUCCCUCCUCCUGUCGGAUUUUUUACGAAACUAAGCCUUAUUAGUAAACUAUUUACGAAUAUAGACGCGUGGCCAAACUAUUUACGAAACUGAGCUUCUGAGGUAAAACGCUGCCUCGGUCAGCGUUUUUCCUCAUUUUUAUUUAUUUAAUUUGUUUUGAAUUAUGUAUUUUGUGAAAUACAAAAUAAAAAAUAAAAAAAACUGAAAUACACAAAAACACUGCCUCAGUCAGCGUUUUUGUGUUAGGCUAUAACAGGUCUUAAAACGCUGACUCAGGCAGCGUUUCAUUAAUACUAGAAACACGCUGCCUCAGUCAGCGGUUUUGCCUGGUAUAUUCUUCCAGGCAGACGCAACGCAUUCACUCUUCUUCAAAACUAAAAACUCAAACUCACUCUUCCUCAAAGCUCUGCCGUCGUCGUCGCUGCCGCCGCCGCCUGCUGCCUGCCACCGUCGCCGCCGCCUACUGCCUGCUGCCGCCGCGCCUCUCCUCUUCUUUAUAAUCACAUUUUUGGUACUUCUCACUUAUUUGUUUUUAAAAUUUUAAAACCUAGGUUAGUUUGAUAAUUAUAUAGUACAUUGUUUUAAUUUGAUAAUGUUGUUGAUUAUUCUAAGUUAGUUUGAUGUAAAUUGAUAAUUAUGUUGAUAAUUCUAAGUUAGUUUGUUGUAAUUUGAUAAUAGUGUAGUAUAAAAGCCCUAAAUUGAUGUUAGUUUAGUAAGAAAGUUUAUGAUGAAAUUGUGGAAAUGUUUGGUAAAAAUGUUGAAAAUGUUGAUGAAAUUGUUGAUAUUGUUGAUGAAAUUGUUGUUUUAAUUUGAUAAAAUAGCCUACAUUGUCGUUUAAUUACGAAAAUUAUGUUAUGUAGAAUACGUUGGUUGUUAGUGUGAAUAUGUUCGUUGUGUACUUUGUUUUGGUUGUUAUGUGAAUAUGGUUAAUUAUGUUUGUAGUGUGAAUUUCUUGGUUGUUAUUGUGCGAAUUGGUGGAGAUUGCAUGCAAUUAAGAUGUGUUUUUGGUUGUUGUAUAGAAUAUGGCUGCACAAAACGCAGCUUUGUUAUGCCGAUGGGGGGGUGAAUUUCUGUCUGAUGGACCGAAUGUCCAGUAUAGUGGUGGAAAUAUGGAACCAUUGCCACUUGGACCAGACAUGACUUUCAACGAUCUGAUGAACGAGGUUCAUAGCAUUAUUGGCUUAAACCGAAUGAAUGUACAACUUAACAUUCAAAUGAGGUUUGAGACUAAUAAUGCGGUUCAAGUGUUACCUUGUUCUAACGAUAGACAUUUGAAAGCUUUGAGGAGCGUUGUUUUAAUGAGGGGUUAUCCACAUGAGAUAUAUCGCUUAUAUGUAAUUUUUACUUUAUAAUUGUUGGAUUAUAACUGUUUAUGAACAGAUACCAUGGACACUCGAGAUAGGACACCCGGACCCACCGACCCUUCUGUCCUUACACUACAUGACACACAUCAUAGCGUUGACAUUUGGAGUCAGUCGGUUGAUCCGGCAGGCAUACUGACAUGCAGGCACUACACUGUUGCGUUCCUUGGCGAUUGGGUUAUCGAUCCCCGCAUUCUGCCUUUCGUGGAGUACGCUGGCUUCAUGGGUAUACAUCGGAUGGCGUUCAGAGAGGUCGACCCAGCGCUUGUUACUGCGCUUGUGGAGAGAUGGAGGCAGGAGACACACUCCUUUCAUCUACCUGUUGGGGAGGCGACCGUGACGUUGCGAGACGUGGCGAUACUCACACGGCUUCCCAUUCAUGGGAGUCCGGUGUCUGGAUCUGCGUGGCCGAUCCCCCCGGUUAUGUAGCUCAGGUUCUCGGGGUUCAGCCAGGACCGGACGAUAUCAGGGGCGGCGAAUUGAGGACCGGCUGGAUACGCGACACUUUUCGUGUGUUGCCUGAUGGUGCUGAUGAGGCCACUAUUGCGAGACAUGCUCGAGCGUACCUUUUUCUGCUCAUCUCGGGUGUGUUGUUCGGUGGCAAGAGUGGCAGCCAUUUACAGAUCAUUUACCUGCAGCUGGUAGACCACGACUGGGAGCAUAUUCGUGGCUACAGCUGGGGCAGUGCUUGUCUGGCGAUGUUGUAUCGCCAUCUGUGUAGAGCAUCCCGCCGGGGUUCUCGUGAGAUCAGCGGACCGUUAUUUUUGCUUCAGUAUUGGUCUUGGGAGCACAUCCAUGUAGGCAGGCCAGGUAGGCCUGCUAUACAUCGUCAGGGGCAGCAGGAUCAGGACCAGCAGUAUGAGCGGUACAUUCCUCCACCACGGCCUUCCGCUAACGAGGCGUACGCUUGCAGAUGGGCGGUCCCCAAGCUGACAUAUGCGCAUGCGGCGAGGGGCCUGUCGUACUACCGAGACGCCCUUGAUCGACUGACCAAGGAUCAGAUGACAUGGGACCCGUAUGAAGCUAAUUUAGUUGCUGCCAUGCCUCCACAUCUGCUAGAUCAUCGGCGCAGUGGUGUUCUAGGGUCCCCCUGAUCUGUUUUGAGGUCGUCGAGGGUCACCUACCAGAUCGAGUCAUGCGACAGUUUGGACUACGACAGACUGUCCCCCAGCAGUGUGACACCAGUGCCCGGCUGCACCGCAUUGACCGUCGGGGAAAGAGCGACAGGAACUGGCGGACGGAGCAUGCCUAGUACAUUGACUUGUGGCAUCGACGGUUGGAGUUCGUCGUCACUGGUGACCCCAUCCACGGCGUUAUGGAUCCAUACGAUCCAUACAUGGAGUGGUACAUGCGGAUUACACGGCGUUUCAUCAACCCCAGCUACACACCGCCAUCCGCACAUUACCAUCCAUCCUUUGACGUGAUCAGGGGAUAUGUAAGUGUAUUUGAUUAACUUAUUUUUAUCAAUUUUAAAUUUGUAUAUCAUUCAACUAACUCAUCCUUAAUUACUGCAGGCGUUGGAUAUGACGGCGAUGGUUGACGCACUGUCGGACGUCCUUCCAGGCAUACCUGAGCCCCCAGAGCACAGGUCGAGCGGGUGCGAGAUAUGGGCAUGGCUACCUUGCAGAGAUAUGGUCACGCCUAUCUCGUCCACCCCUGGGACGAUCAUGGCGGCCACUCUAGUCACUCACAGUUCGAGGCUGGCCAGAGUAGCUGUGGGGGUGAUCCUUCGUCAUUCACGGGCGUAGAGGAGUACGACAUCCGCAGUUCCGCGCCCCUACGUCAUCCUGAUGACCCAUCUUCCAGCCAACUGACUCCGCCAGUACGCCCGAACCCAUUUACCACGGUCUGUCACUACAGCCGUCGUCAAAAGCCGAGAGUGGACAUACAGGAUAGAGAGCCAUUACACCAAAUUGAUG